AUGCUCGAAUGCAUUGCAAUCUUAGCGACGCGCAGUCAUCGCUAUGUCUACGGACGCUGGCGUCUUUCUUCGUUUGCGACGGAGGAUGUGUAGGUCACCAGAUGCGCACAACACAAACUUUAAUCAGUUCGACUUUGUAUGAACAAAGAUUGUUCUAAGGGCAUAUAAAAAGGAGUCAAACUAAUACGGCAUCUAGUUUCGACAACCGCAUUGGUCCAUCAGCUUACAGCCCGAAUGUUAAUAAGAAGUCAGGAACGUAGUUCAAAUUAGGUCGUGCGCUCACCGCUGACUGUGAGGCCAUGGCAAUUAAGGUCGAAGUGCCGUACAUUAAGGAUUGAAGGUACUGGUAUGAAUAACGACGGCCGGAAAAAUCACCUUUUGUCACUGGAUGUCAUACUACGGUGGCAGCAACCAAUCACUGACAGAAAGCGAGACAAAGCGAUACUACAUGCCCACAGUACGAGAAAGUACAAAGCCAAACUGUAACUAUCUCUCGUAAUCUGGAAAUUUCAAAAAAAGCUCUAGAAUUUAAUGCAGUACUUCAAAACUGAAGUUAGUGCUACCGAAACAUCCACCAGCGACGGGAACGCUGCUGUGGACUCAAACCUCACAACCAACAUCGAAGUCAGCGGCGUACAGCAUGUGCACGAGAUAUAAUUAUGUUGAUAGAAGCGAGGAGGCGAGUUCGCAGACACAAUCAUCUCAGUUAGACAGGCAACCGUCUGAUAGCAUUCACCUUUUCCUGAAUGUUGUUCAAAGUCCAGAUCAGGAGGCACGGGGUUAGGCCAAGGUUAGCUGAGGACAGCAAACAGACCAAAAAAGGUCUGGUGAGCACACUUCUUUUUAUGAUCGACUAUUUUUUUCCUAGCAUACAAGCGUCCACAACAGUACGGAUCCGGUUUCCAGAGCGAACAAGCACGAGCAUACUGCGUCUUGAACUUCGAAUGACCGGACUUGGAAGAAUCAACGAAAGCUCGUUUACGCAUUCCCAUAAAGAAAAACCGGCUGGACAUUCGUUCAGAUGCGCAUUGACGUAAGAUCCUAUAAAGUUUACUGCAUACACGUGUCCGCAGUUGCCUGCAUCUUCCGACACCUCGUGCUGGCGUUGAUGCUACCUGCUGACUCUUCCAGUAGUAACUGACCUUCCGGCCAUCUCGGCCCACACUUACGUGAGCGCAUUUCCAGCCCGAUAUCCAGUCAGUUCAGCCUCCCCGGGUGGUGGGCUUGGAAGGGGAUGCCGUAAAAGUAACGAUUAGCAUCAUACUUGGACAUAAAAAGAGGAGGGACCACACAUCAAUAAGUUUACUACGCUUCAGUAGACGGGGAGUGAAUCUGGUGCACACGGGCGCAAAGUACUACGGUGAGGAGACGUGGGCGAAAUGUCCGUCGAUCUACUCCGGGGUGUAAAAUUUCCUGCAGACCUUGAAAAACGCAGUAGGCGGAAGGUGCAAGUGGCAGGCAAAAGCAGCCGAUCUCUAGCUCUGAACGGCUCAAAUUUACAAGAAAGACCGCUAAAAUAAAAGCUAAACGAGCUACGCUGAGGGUCGUGGAUACCAUGAUUAGAAGUCAAAAGGCAAAUAAUACAAAGCCACAUUGAGGCCCAAGGUCAACUGCUCACCGUGAUAGCAGCAGGUGGGAAGAAAGUAUGCACAUGAGGCUGGACGUUGAAAGAAAAAAAAGAUACACAAGGCGGACCCAGCAAAAUCUGACAACUGGUAAAAAAGGAAACAGUUAGAAAAUCAACUCGCCUGCAGGUUUUUCGGGGAACUGCCAUCGUUGACGUCCAGAAAUGACCGCGUUUUGUGCUUGCGGAUGGAGCGAACCCAGGCUAUUAUCUGCGCCUCCUGAGCCUCCGACGGCGCCUCAUUCGAGACGCUGGACUGGCCGUUACUAAAGUGUCCGGUCCUCAUGCAGGAUGGAAGGAGACGCCUGGAAAUGCCGCGUCCCAGCAGGGGAGCGAUAGCCCUAUAAAGGGCCAUUUCAAGGUCUAAAACAAAAGAGGAGGAAGAACAGAUGUCCAGGAGGAUCUCACGGGAAAAUUUGAUGGUAUUUUAAGAAUAUUCUCCCAAAGAAAACAGCAGAAGGAGCGCGAUGCUGUUUUCGCACUCAUAGAGUGCAAAUGGGCAAAGUAAAGCUAAAAUGUCGACUGCAACGGAAGAUGUCCUAAAAGCAACUUCAAGGAAAAUCAAUAAAUAUAAAUUGCAACCGAGAUAAAGGUAACAAGACUACCAACUAGGAGACGGUAAUUAACGGUUGCCUUUCAUGGUUUAAAUAGAAAAUAUUAGAGAACCAAUGCACCAACAGUUCCGGUACUUCCUGCCUUUCAGCAUAUUUGGCUGAGGGGUCCUGGAUGGAAGAGUCAUAGCUGGAAAUACUAGUCACUUUACCUAGGAGGGGUCAAUUUUGAGGGAAAUUAAUUAAACUAACCAAGUUAUGGAUGAGUUGCAAGACAGGCAUAGCAAUUGAGACAGUGCUGCGAACCAAACUGCAUAGUGGUCACGUCUCCUCAGCGGUCCUACUCGGUAUGGCUGAACGGCGUAGUAGAAUACUUCCGCGUCCAAUAUAGGUUACUACGUGGCAGUGCUACUAUCCGUUUUAAUUAGCCUUUGCUCCACACACACUUCGGGUCCCACACGCCAACAGAGGAUACAUAUCAGGCAAGGACCGGUAAAGAGUUGAUUGUUGAUAUGAUUAUUUCAGACGGUCUAUGACCCAUUCCCACAGUCGACUAACUUACGGUUCUUCUCAUUCACUAUGGGGCAGACCCAAAUGCGUUAAGACGUCGAACUCCAUAGUAUUCGCCUUCUUGAGGGGACAAAAGUGAAAAAUGUUGUUGCAUGCUGCGGAAAUUCCCCAGUACUCCAUUUGCAACUUUGGAGCCCCAGACUUUAAAAAUAUAAAUCAUUGGCGCAUCUGUGGCUGUACGUGGACUCGGAUGCUGCUAUGCAUUAUCCCGAAAGAUCAGUUGGAGCCCUAGUAACGUGGAAUGACAAAUCCUUUUUGCCAGAAAAUUCGACUUUCUGCGAUAUGUCUUGGCACAAUGCACAAAAACAAACAACGUGUUUUACACUGCGCUUUCUAGGCUUCUGUCAGAACGGAAAUCAAACCUUAAAGUGGAAAGGGAACGAACCUGAGUAGUGCCAGCACGAGCCUAAUAGAUAAUUCGAGCGAAAUUUAAAAUUCACUUUCAAAGGGACACGUGAUGCAUUUGGAGCGUCGAACGAUUAAUAUGUAACUGGGAUAGAGUAACUUUCACAGAUGGCGGUUUGUCGCAGUCAACGUAGUUCGAGACUAAAAGAUCGGACCUCUUCAUCCUUCAUGCAAAUACUGACAACUCGCGAACAUAUGAUGAUCUGGUUUUAUAAAUUAGUUCCUUUGACACACAAUAGAAAAUUACGCAACAAUAAGGCACCCGGAGGGGACGGUAUACCCGCUGAAAUCUUCAAGCCUUAUGCCGACACUCUGACGCCCUGAACGAGCGUGGAGAGACGAGGUUGUUCCUAAUGACUGGGGCUUAUGCAUUCUUGUACUUAUCCUCAAGAAGGGAGAUAGGACGAGAUGCGAGAACUACCGGGACAUAAGACUCAUCGACGUUGCGGCGAAGAUUUUCGCUAUUUUCCUACUCAGGCGAUUCCAGGCUGUGCGUGACUCAAAGACGAGGCCCAACCCAGCCGGAUUUCGUGCUGGAAGUGGAUGCGCAGACCAGGUAUUCACCCUGAGGUGCAUUCCAGAGUUUGGCCAUAGCUACCAACAACCGACGGCCGUCUGCUUCGUUGACUUUGCCGCCGCGUUCGAUUCCGUCCAUCGUGAGUCCCUGUGGUGGAUAGUGGCGCUAGAUGGUGUACCGGCAAAAAUCAUCGCCAUGAUCAAGGCCUACUAUCGUUCCACUACUGCGAGAGUCCUGGUCCGUAACAAUCUUUCCCAACCGUUCGGUAUUCGGUCUGGCGUCCGACAGUGUUGUAUCCUGUCACCCAUACUGUUCAACUACGCUAUUUACUGGAUCCUCAGGAGGGCCCUCGCGACAGUGACGGCGUUGAAUUUGCACCCGGACAUCGACUGACUGAUCUCGACUAUGCCGAUGAUAUCGCCUUACUUGCUUCACGUUUUGGUGAUCUGCAGUCUAUGGUGUCGCGGGUGAACGAGGUCGCUAAACCAGUCGGUUUGUCCAUAAACGCUGGGAAGAUCAAAGUGUUUUUAAGCUGCAUCCCUGACCAGGAGAGGGCACCCCUGGGGAUUGAUGGCUGUCAACUUGCAGAAGUAGACAGUUUUAAAUACAUCGGGGCGAGGCUGCUGCCUAAUGGACAGAGUAAGGAAGACAUUGUCUCCCGAAUCGAUGCUGCCCGCUGGGUUUUCUCAAGCCUUCGGAAAUGCCUAUGGGUCCGACGCGACCACUCCAUCGCCACUAAGAUUCGCGUGUAUCGUGCAUCUGUCCGGUCCGUCCUUCUCUACGGCUGUGAAUGCUGGGCUUUGCGCGUGGAGGACGAGCGAAAACUGGAGGUAUUUGAUCACCACUGCUUGAAGACCAUCCUUCGAGUGAAGUUCAUCGGCUAAAAUGUUCGGGUGGCUUUAGGACAGGUGAUGCCUCGGGGACAAGAGGAAUCAGAGAUUUGGUAAAAAUAAAGAGGUCAGAUGUUCUGUCACCAAUCGAAAUUUUAUGACUGGGAUCCCUCUGAGGGACAUAGCUUAGGCCGGGAGUGCAUAGAUUGGCAAAGAGCCGCCAGACCGAACAAAGCCUGCAGAGGCACAACCACUCUCGUCGGGGUGAUGACUCAUAAAGCACGCAGCUCAAAGUCCCGCCUAACAUCCUCCAGAAGAAAAAACGUGACAAAAAGAACGGCGCUCCACUUCGAUAAAAGGCAUUUAGCGUUUUCAUAACGGUGAGUCAACAAAUAAAUCUGUUCCAGCGAGCCCUUCUUAUACCUCAAAAGAGGACAGGUGAGCUAAAGGCGCACAAAGUUGCAUGCCGCACUCUAAGAAAAAAUAUUUUACAACGAGCGAGAUGUGCAUAGAAUGGACCAAUAGAACGGGAGUUGAGACCGAUAGGCAUGCAAAAACGCCCGGCAGAAAGAUAUUCCGCGAAAUAUUCGACGGAAAAUUCCCACUCAAAUAGUGGUAGCUAGCAACGCCACGACAGUAUUUAUCGAAUGUAACAUAUAUCUAAGCUUUUACAAACUAGACCUCGGCAAAAAGUAGAUUUCAGUGAGCCAUAGAAAGGCGCCCGAAGCCAAUUCAGCAAGGGAAACAACAAACAAGUCUCCUAAGUCCCAAGUCGAAGCCAUAUUCACCUUCGGAGUCAAUUGGCCGCUUACAAAUAGGCCUCCGCCGCAAAUGACGAGCGGUUUAAAUCCUGACCCAUUGGGUGGGUAUGUAGGUGACUUUGUGUAAGAAAUACUUGCAGUGUGUUUGUUAUCAGUAGUUUGUCAUAUAAAGGUGCCCAAACGGCAUUAGUAGUGAUGGGUGAGGAAAGAGAUGACCGAGGUUGCCACGGUUCCCUUGUCUGCUAAUCGGAAUGAAAUCCCCUAAAAGAAACCUACAGCGACAGACCGACCAAAAAGGGAAGGCCGCUCAGAAGUAAGCCAGAGUCAGGUGAGAGAAGGUGGGGACAAGAAGACAUUUAGUAGAAUCAAAGCCCCACAAUAGUGAAGAUUGUAAGGGUGCUACAACGCAAAAUCAGUAGUUAUUCCAGCAUUCGCGUUAUUGACAAGUAGCAGUCGGUAAAGACGACAUCGGAUAAACAACAACAGACUUUUGGCAGUAUUUUCACCAUGGCUAUUAUGACCGAAAACCAGUUUACUGACAAAGUAAACGUCAGGUUCCUAAAACAACCGGCUAACAAUAUCACCGUAUCUACGGAGGGUGGGCACUCUCUAAAGGUCAUUACAGGAGAACCAAUGGGAGUUUGCAAUUCUAAUAAAAAACACGGUGGUAGAUACCGAUCUACUGCCCACGUAGUGUGCUGCUCAGUCACCGCCAGACUUACGGGACCUAAUGGUGACUUGGCCUCACACAUUCCAAGCUUUUUAUUUCUGUUUUCUUAUCUCUAACGACAGUCUAGUAAGAAACUGACAGCGCAAGCAAAUCAAUGCAUACUCCUAACGUUCAGCCGGCCCCUGGAACUCUGGUAAUUGUUCCAUUCUCGAAGUGGACAUUAAAGCAAUUAAGCUCAUCAAAAAACCCGAGGACCUCUGUAACGUUGGGUUUGUGUGUGUAGGAAGCAUCGCGUACGUGGGAAACGCAAACGGUGGGUUAGCCACGUCAGCCAUCGUGUCAACACCCAUCUCCAGUCACCCCAACCUUUACUUGCUGUCAAAAACUGUGUACUUAGCGCACAUGUCUCCAACAAGAUGGUGGUAACCCCCAACAGAGACUACGCAAACUAUUGGGAGGAAACAGUCCCCAUAACAUGAUGAAGACUUGAUUCAUCAUCAUCUUAAAUGCUGCUGAUCGGCCGAAUAAGCGACUUAUUACCUAGGUAACAGCACUGCUGCAUAGAGAAAAAUUGCCUACUUACUUCGUUUUCACAUAUUUGGUUCGUGGUAGUCCCCAAACGUCAAAGGACCUUGUGUUUCCCAGUCACCGGCCUCACCGAAGGUGUCGAAUCGUCCCAAUCAUUGAUAGUUGCAGGUCCAACCUCAAAGCAGUGUUUAAUGUUGCCAUCCCACUUACCAUACAAAACCUGACGGCGUAUCGGGGACGAAUUAUAGGGCAUUUUCUAAUCUCGAUAUACUCUGUUAGUAACGGCGUGACAUGACAGAGAAAAAGAGCGAUCAUACAUUCGGCUCGUAAGUUGGACGCACUUCUGGCCUCUGAUAAAAGUGUAUAACAGGCUCUAACGCUGAGGGCUGUUAUAUGCCCUCAGUUUGCAACUCCGAUUGGUUUGCACCCCAUAGGUCCCGGCAGCGUGUUUCAAGUACUCAAGGUAAAUAGCAGCUCAAAGAUCAUGCGAAUGGGUUUUCAGGUGGAGAGCAAAUUAGGAUAAGAAUAAGGGUGAGUGAUGGUAGUGUUUGUGCAAGAGAAGGAGGCGGAGGAUGAGGGGCAGAAAGAGGGAUUUUCAGGGAAAAUACGGCCACCCUAUCCUAUACUACCACGUCAGUCAUUCGUACACCCCUAAUACAGCCGAGAUUUUCAUGGCAUUUUAGUUUGUAUCACGGAUCUUAUGUUUCAUUAUCUGCUUAUCGUGAAUAUGGUGGACAAGUUGGCCGAUGUACCAAACAAGUUAUUCUGGUGAAAAUACAAGACAACAACGGGCAUCGCGAAAUAAAAAUGGUCAAACUUUCUUUGGUUUUUCUUUAAAUAAUAAAUCUCGGAAAUAAAAAACCGUAUAAAAACUCAUAAGGCACACCAAUAAUAUGCUGAUAAUUGGCACAGUAUGCAAAGAUGGUGCAUUGGAUAAGGAGCUGUGAAAGCGCAUGUCUAACGAAAUAGCUUGAUACUGAUAGUAGAGGCCAAAUAAUGAAAAUAGGUGGAAAAAGUUAUGGCUAUGCCCAAGUAGAUCAAACUUUCCGGGAUAAAAUCUCUCGGGGACCCUCGAAAGGUAAAACGCAAUCGCUGUACAACAUGAAAGCAUCUGAAGAGACCACAAAACAGAGGAUUCGCAGUAACCAUUUGGAUACUGCGUGGGGAUGUGGCACUUGUAAACCUUGAAUAAAACCGGCAAAGAAACCAACAUUCCUGGAACAGCAAAAGCGCCAAGGCGUAAAAUAUGACGGGAAAAAGAAGGUGGCAUUUUCCUCGUCCGUGUCGACUGAAAAACCCCCCACAUUGACAGAACACAUGACAACGUCAUAAAUAAGACAGUUGGUGAUGUAAUGGGAAGGCAACUUAACGAAUGGAACUCCAAGGGCAUUGCAAAUGCAACGUAGGCUAUAGCUGAUCCAUGUGAGAAGAUACCGAGGCCAAUGUAGUCAACUAUGAAGAAGGCAUCUUUGGAUAUGCUGGUUUGGCAACAAAAUGUAUGGGCGAAACUGCUGCCCGCGAGAAAACACAGCACAGAGAACAAAUAGACAGACAUUGCAAUAUUCGGUGUCCCGAAAAAGAUUUCUGAAAGAAAUAUGUACAAGAAUACGGGAAUCGGAAGGAUGUGUGUCCAGGCAUUGAAAGACUCGUUGUGAAGGUAGAAGAGGGACGACACGCACUGUAUCCAUGAUGACGGUGGGCGGUAACCAUAAAUAAUAAACGGUUCUAGACCCUCGGACGGUAUAUCGUUGGCUGACAAAAAUUUACAAUGGCCUUUGAACGGUCGGCGAAAGAGCACAUUCUUGAAUAGUCUAAUGAGGUCCGAGGACUCAAAGAAAACGGGAGAUGAAGGAGGAAAGUCAACGUGGUCUCGUAUAGCGUCAACCGAAUUUAAUGAACGCCUUAGUCGCCUCAUACGAUCUGUCACGAGAAACAAUCGUCUCCCUGCCAAGGCGAGAUAAAAAAUACAGAAAACAAGCAUGUUGCACUAAGGCAUAGUAUUUAAAGGGGAAUCCAGCCUUCGAUAUACUAAAACAAUUAAAUGACCUUAAAAUCACGUACAUCAAAAUGAAUGCUAAUUAGUUGGCGCUAUUAUGACUCGUAUGACUGGGGUUAUUUUUGCAUGAGCUCAGAGGCUCGUGACAUUAACGUCCGGGGCAUUGUGGAAACCCCAAUACAUAGAAUUCCAAGUUAUUUGUCUCGAGUUAUAUAGGGUUAAACUGGGCCACCUGCUGAAAUUUCAGUUGUUGGUCCCGACAUCCGGUUGCGGGCGGAUAAAGGCAAACAGUGAGCCAAACACGUGGAUUUCAUCAAGGGUCCAGUCCAAACAUGGGCAUCUCUCCCACCAGAAAAUAAAUUACAGAAAUGACUUAAUUUUGUGGAUGUUUUCACAGUUUUAUCUACAAAAGAAGCGCACCCACGCCGUUCAUGCUGCAGAAACUUGCACGGUUAUUAAUCAGUUAGGCCGAAAUGAAGGAUCAAUGAUCUUUGGGGUGAGGCGGACCUCGCUCUAUUCUAAUUUAUCUUAAUGCUCAUGAGGGAGACAUGCGAUAGCUGAGAUUAAAAACAUUUUGUAUUGGAACGCGGAUAGAGACAGUCGUUAGUGCGUAAGGAGCCGAGUGAGUAAAAAGUGUCGGAGGAGCGUCUAGUACAGUGUACAGCGGGGUAUGCGGCGAUGGAAGAGAAGGUUGCAUCAAAAUAAAAAGUACAUAAAUUAUUUAUCAGUAAACGAAAGUGUCAAAACCGGACCAAAGGGAAUGUUUGGAACUCUGAAGACUUUCUGUGCGAGACAACCGCCCACGUCACCGAUUUUCGGAAGUCAUUUGGAUCUGAUUUCAGAAACACCAAGUUAGUAUUGAACACUUAAAAGAGUUAUGAGGGAUUUGGGGAAGUAACACCAUGAAUUCGGGGAAAAUGGGAUGAAGAGGUUAAGGGAAGUAGGAGACGACGAGAUAGAAAUCGGGGAUGAAAGAGGACGCAAGCUCUAGUACAUGUGAAGUUCUGUUAUCAUGGACUGCAGUUCUAGGGACGCAAGGUAGUGACUUGCACACAAGAAAUAUUUUUCAUUCUGAUGGAUACAGUCAUCCUAUUACCUUUCUCGACCGGACCUCAGGCGCGGAUCUUACCUCUGAGUACCCAUGGCAUGAACGUCAGGGAAUCUACACUACGAGCGGGGUAUGCUUUUCAGACUUAUUUUCUGAUCGGAAUUUCUUCUUAAAACAACAGAUAUUUCGACGCAGUCUUCCAUUAAAACUUAUUGAGAGAGUCAAAUAUCGUAGUGCUCGGAAGGCAGCAAAAGUGUCUAAGAAGAAUGAUCGUUAUAGUUUUACAGGCAAGAUAAAUCACUCAAAUCAAACUGUUACCUGCUGCAAGUACCUCCCAUACGCGUACGUAUUAGACAGGUGUGCCCGCGCGAUAUAUUGGGUAUGGACCUUCAUCGUAGCGAUGCUGUCGCUGCGGGUUCGUUGAUGCGGGCAGAUGGACGGUGAAUAACUAUACACUGACGGACAUGCUCUCUCACAGAUAAACGACCAAAAGUUCAUACGCACGAAGUUGCGGAGGAGGCGAUAUCACCUGAGCCUGUGAGCACAGGCACAGUCACAACGUUAGCAAGUCAUACAUGCAGAACAAUGAUAAUCUCGUCAAAUAUACAAAGGACGCGAUGGGCACCUGUGUUUUGCAUCGUUUUGUCGCACAGCUCUCAUCAGAGGCCCCACCAAGUUGUGCCCAUCGCGGCACCCGCACCACGGCAACUGACGAGGUUGGCUGAUUAGGUACCUUCACAUCAUGUAGCAUCGGAAAAAACCUUAAAAGUAGAAAAUGGGGGGGGGAAUGCUCGGCUACCACAGGAUCGGAGGCUGCGAUAGUAAUAAUCUUCUGGUCCUGUGGACUUGCAUAGAGCACAAUAUUAUAUCCAACAUCUUCUCCCGUUUUUCGAUGCGUGCGAAGGAGACUGACAGGCCCCAAGAUGCGCUAUAAUAAACCUAUUCUUUACAUUCUAAGGAGAAGAGGAUGCAUCCACGCUGUCAUCAUUUACCUAUACGUGUUUCUGAAUGAAACGGUAUAUGGUGCCGACUUCUAGACGAGUAAAUUAUAUAUAAGUCGAUAUUUACAAAUAAGAUAUUCAACGCUUUAUUUAGAGAUAUCCAGAAAAAAGUGUCCCAUCUUUACGUAACAGCUGGGACACAUUACAAAAGUCAUUGAUAACCAGCAAAUACAUGGUAAAUAAAUGUAGGUUUAUCCGGGUUUCCUUUGAAAGUGUUACCGUUUCCCGUCAAUACAACCGAAUUUGGCAGCUUGUCCAAUUUUUCAAACACUCGGAGGACGAAAAAAUUUGGCACGCAGUCCAAGUUUGACCAGCUUGCUUCCAAUGUAAUUGGCUGCCUUGAUGCUGUGCCGCUCGAGUCAGGUUAAGAAUUUACUAAACUUAAAAACGCAGUCUAACUCUAGGGUGAUUCCCAAAGCAGGAGCAUAUUCUCUCUGAAGUGUCCGUAACGUCAAUAAAAAUUCCAAGUCAUAAAGCCGUCACUUUUAAUGUUGGCAUCUAAUCUUGCCGACUGGUUUGGUUGAUUCUCGUUUUACGCUCGCCAAAACAGCUUAAUCCUGUUUGAUCUCCGAACGUCACGCCUGAAGACAACGUUAAGAUUGACCGAGAAAAUGCUCCAAACAGUCGACCCAAAAUACUUUAUCAAAACUGAGCAGAAGUCUCCUGAUCGCCCCUAGGAUAUUCUAACUCGUCUUUGAUCCACUAACACAAGGAGCCUUCUCUACUCGGCAAGUGCGAGCGGUGAAAUUCAGAAGUCAUUGUCCUCGUGUUGACAGACCGUAGUCAAAUACUUCAAUAUCUGUUAUAAUAUUUAGAUAAGGGAUUAACUUGUCACACAGCUGUUCCAAGAAAUCCAAGUUAUUUUGUACUCGUAGCUUAUAUUCUGCCUUUUCCAUUGACUUCCGCAAGUUAAGUCCAUCGGCAAACAUUAGCUUCUCGCAGUUUGGGCAUUCAAAACAGUCGUUCACGGACACAUGUAUAUAAGAGAGGGAAGUACAACAAUCGUUUAACGGGCCAAACUCGUCCGGUCUAACUAGGGGAUUAAUCUCAAGCCCAGCCAGCAGCCGCUUAGUGGAUAGUAUUAAAGGCAGUAUAUAACCGUCGAAUAAUAAAAGUAAACUGAGACGGCUAUUUCCAACUAAUUAGUCGUCAUCUUCCUGUCAGGCUCAAUCCCAGGUUUUUUCGAGCCAAGAGACUCGAAAACAACUGGAAAACGGGCCUGUGGCUUGAUGGUUAAAACGUUGCAUUUGAAACAAGCAGAUAGUGGGUCCAAGCCCCAGGCAUUGCAAAACCCUGGGGUUUGUUAUGUUAAGUUCAGUUUAUUUGGGGAAAUACAGAUGCUGCACCUUUGUACUCUCUGUUUUUUUACAGUGAAGGGAAGUGUAUGAAAAAUUUGGUAAUGAAAACACCGGACGGUUGUGGAUGUGUUAUCCAAAACUGUGCAGAUAACUGAUGAUGAUGAUGAUGAUGAUGAUGAUGAUGAUGAUGAUGAUGAUGAUGAUGAUGAUGAUGAUGCUGAUGAUGAUUUUAUUUAA
This is a messenger RNA of Spirometra erinaceieuropaei, 12036 nucleotides long. NCBI's taxonomy places the organism in Eukaryota, Metazoa, Platyhelminthes, Cestoda, Diphyllobothriidea, Diphyllobothriidae. The record is from the annotation of a GenBank genome assembly.